GCGGCGGCAGCCGCGGCUCGGGGCGCCGGCGGGGCUGUGCCGCUCCUGACUCGGCGUGGGCCCCGCGCCAUGGGGAGCAGCCGCGGCGGGCGGCUGGCCUGAGGCGGCGGCGGCCACAGCGGAGGGAGGGCGCGGCACUGCCGAGGGAGCCCCGCUGCGGGGGCCGCGACCCGCUCCGCCGGGGAUGCUGCGCUGGGUCCGGCAGCAGCUGGGUUUUGACCCACCGCAUCAAAGCGACACAAGAACUAUUUAUAUAGCAAAUCGUUUUCCCCAGCAUGGCCAUUAUGUUCCUCAGAAGUUUGCAGACAACAGAAUCAUAUCAUCUAAGUAUACAGUGUGGAAUUUUGUUCCAAAAAACUUAUUUGAGCAGUUCAGAAGAGUAGCCAACUUUUAUUUUCUCAUUAUAUUUUUGGUUCAGCUCAUGAUAGAUACCCCUACCAGUCCUAUUACCAGUGGAUUGCCAUUAUUCUUUGUCAUAACUGUGACAGCCAUAAAACAGGGCUAUGAAGACUGGCUACGCCAUAAAGCAGACAAUGAAGUCAAUGGUGCUCCAGUUUAUGUUGUUCGAAGUGGUGGCCUUGUGAAAACCAGAUCUAAAAACAUUCGGGUGGGGGACAUUGUCAGAGUAGCCAAAGAUGAGACUUUCCCUGUUGAUCUGGUGCUCCUGUCAUCUGACCGAGUUGAUGGUUCAUGCCAUGUUACCACUGCAAGUUUGGAUGGAGAGACCAAUCUUAAGACACACGUUGCAGUCCCAGAAACAGCAGUGCUGCAAUCUGUUGCCAACCUGGACAAACUGGUAGCUGUUAUAGAAUGUCAGCAGCCAGAAGCAGAUCUAUACAGAUUUGUUGGAAGAAUAACUGUAAGUCAACAAGCUGAAGAAAUAGUACGACCUCUUGGGCCUGAAAGUCUCUUACUUCGUGGAGCAAGAUUAAAAAACACUAAAGAAAUAUUUGGUGUUGCUGUGUAUACAGGUAUGGAGACAAAGAUGGCAUUAAAUUACAAGAGUAAAUCUCAGAAACGGUCAGCAGUAGAAAAGUCCAUGAAUUCCUUUCUGAUUAUUUAUCUAAUAAUCCUCCUCUUUGAAGCCAUUUUGAGCACUAUUUUAAAGUAUGCAUGGCAAGCUGAAGAGAAAUGGGAUGAACCUUGGUAUAAUGAAAAAACAGAGCAUGAAAGAAACAGCAGUAAGAUUCUGAGGUUUAUUUCAGAUUUUCUUGCUUUUCUGGUACUUUACAAUUUUAUCAUACCUAUUUCACUCUAUGUGACUGUUGAGAUGCAGAAAUUUCUUGGAUCUUUUUUUAUUGGCUGGGAUCUUGACCUCUAUCAUGAAGAAACAAACCAGAGAGCACAAGUAAAUACUUCAGACCUCAAUGAGGAAUUGGGACAGGUAGAGUAUGUGUUUACAGACAAAACUGGUACAUUAACUGAAAAUGAGAUGCAGUUUCGGGAGUGCUCCAUUAAUGGCAUAAAGUACCAAGAGGUCAAUGGUAAACUAACUCCAGAGGGAUUUUCUGAAGAUUCUCCAGAUGGAAAUAGGCAUGGUUUGGUGAAAGAGGAAGAGCUCUUCUUGAAAGCAGUUUGUCUGUGUCAUACAGUGCAGAUCAAUGCAGAUCAGACAGAUGGUGCUGAUGGUCCCUGGCAUGCCAACGGAAUAACAUCCCCGUUGGAAUAUUACGCUUCUUCACCAGAUGAGAAGGCUUUAGUGGAAGCUGCAAGCCGGGUUGGAGUAGUAUUUACUGGAAUUAGUGGAGACAGUAUGGAAGUAAAAAGUCUUGGAAAACCAGAGAGGUAUAAAUUGCUUCAUGUUUUGGAGUUCGAUCCAAAUCGCAGACGAAUGAGUGUCAUUGUAGAGAGUCCCUCAGGGGAGAAGCUUUUAUUCACAAAGGGAGCAGAGUCUUCCAUUCUUCCUCGUAGCAAGAGUGGAGAAAUAGACAAAACAAGGAUACAUGUGGAUGAAUUUGCUUUGAAGGGCCUAAGAACUUUGUGCGUGGCCUACAGAAGAUUCACACCCGAGGAGUACCAGGAAAUUGGCAAACGCCUUCAUGAGGCCAGGACUGCCUUACAGCAGCGGGAAGAGAGAUUAGCAGAUGUGUUCAACUUCAUAGAAAGGGAUCUGGAAUUACUUGGGGCUACAGGAGUAGAAGACAAACUGCAAGAGAAAGUCCAAGAAACUAUAGAAGCCCUCAGGCUGGCUGGUAUCAAAGUGUGGGUGCUCACUGGAGACAAGCACGAAACAGCUGUUAGUGUCAGUUUAUCUUGUGGACACUUUCACAGAACCAUGAACAUCCUUGAGCUUGUGCAGCACAAGUCAGACAGUACCUGUGCAGAACAACUGAGGCAGCUAGCCAAGAGAAUAAAGGAAGACCAUGUUAUCCAGCAUGGACUGGUUGUGGAUGGGACCAGCCUCUCUCUUGCACUCAGGGAACAUGAAAAACUGUUCAUGGAAGUUUGCAAAAACUGUUCUGCAGUGUUGUGCUGUCGCAUGGCACCCCUUCAGAAAGCAAAGGUAGUUCGACUGUUAAAAACCUCUCCAGAGAAGCCCAUAACGUUAGCAAUUGGAGAUGGUGCUAAUGAUGUGAGCAUGAUCCAGGAGGCACAUGUUGGCAUAGGAAUCAUGGGCAAGGAAGGAAGGCAAGCUGUAAGAAAUAGUGACUAUGCAAUAGCACGGUUUAAAUUCCUCUCCAAGUUGCUUUUUGUUCAUGGGCACUUUUACUAUAUUAGAAUAGCAACCCUUGUACAGUACUUUUUUUAUAAGAAUGUGUGCUUUAUUACACCACAAUUUUUAUAUCAGUUCUUCUGUUUGUUUUCACAACAAACGCUCUAUGACAGUGUAUACCUGACUUUGUACAAUAUUUGUUUCACUUCCCUGCCUGUCCUCAUCUACAGUCUUUUUGAGCAGCAUGUGCACCCGCAUGUAUUGCAGAGUAAACCUGUGCUCUACAGAGACAUCAGUAAAAAUGCCCAUUUGGGGUUUAAACCAUUUCUUUACUGGACCAUCUUGGGCUUCUUCCAUGCAUUUGUUUUCUUUUAUGGCUCAUAUCUUCUAAUGGGAGAAGACACUUCUCUGCUGGGAAACGGCCAGAUAUUGAAACCUAACAGGCAAAUGAUGUUUGGGAACUGGACAUUUGGUACUUUGGUCUUCACCGUUAUGGUUAUAACUGUUACGAUGAAGAUGGCACUAGAAACUCACUUCUGGACAUGGAUAAACCAUUUUGUUACUUGGGGAUCCAUUGUAUUUUAUUUCAUAUUCUCCUUGUUUUAUGGGGGAAUUAUCUGGCCAUUUUUACAUACCCAGGAUAUGUACUUUGUAUUUGUUCAACUGUUGUCAAGUGGUUCUGCUUGGUUUGCCAUAAUCCUCAUAGUAGUUGCUUGUUUGUUUAUUGAUGUUGUGAAGAAAGUGCUGUACAGACAUCUGCAACCAACAAGUACUGAAAAAGCUCAGCUUACUGAGGCAGGUUCAGGUAUCAACUGCUUGGACUCCAUGUGCUGCUUCUCAGAUGGGGAAACAGCAUGCACAUCUGUUAGAAGAAUGCUGGAACGACUAAUGGGAAGGUGUAGCCCAACCCGGGUCAACAGAUCAUGGAGUUCAUCGGAUCCCUUCUAUGCCAACGACAGGAGCAUCCUGACUCUCUCCACAAUGGACUCAGCCACUUGCUGACAGGGACAUUUUUGAAUGCCUUGUGGAAGCCUUGUGGUGCUCACACACCUGUAGCAGGUGCUGAGGCGAGUUCAGUGUCCGGCGCUGCCCUGGGAAAGCCCAGAGGGACUCCUGAGUCCAGGCAGGGCUUGUCUGGCCUGGCAUAAUCUGCACAGCAAUCGCUUCCAGGAUUUUUUCUAAUUAUAUCUACAAAUUGCUAAAUAAGUUGGGUUUUUUUUUUUUAAGGAAUGCUUUCACCUCUGACCAUAUGAUCCUUUUUGUUGCUGUAUGAGCAGAUUGGAAUCCUACAUUUAAUGCUUGAGUUGUCCCUGUAGCGCAAUGACAGAAAUCUUUCUCCUCCCAAAUUUGAGUGAUCCAAUUUGAAUCAAUUUGAAUCUCCACAAUGAAACUUUUAAAAGUUGUGUUUUUCAUGAUGACCCUUCCCGUUAAACACACACAUUCAUUUUGAGCUGUCUUGCAGAUGCUGUCUUAGCAGUUUGCAAAUCAGUUUUGUUUUGUGGACGGUUACUGUAUUCUAUAAACAAUCAGUUUAGUAAUUUUGGGGAGUUAAAUGCAAUUCAAAUAUUUAUGCUGGUGUAUGAGUGGCAAUUUAUUAGCCAUUGCUUUGAAAAACACUGUUAACUGAGACAAGUCAGUAAUUUGGAAUAAUAAGGGAUAUAACAGUUCACUGUUCUCCUGAAGUACAAUACAGAAGCCAGUCAUCUUUUAUUAUGCCCUGUGUAUUUUGUUAACAGUUCUGGAUCCAUGGAAAAAUUUUUAAAGAAUCUGUGGAUUGAGCAGAAAUCUCACUAGCAUAAAUUUUUUGAAUUAUUAAUCCUUUUAAAGUUGGGGAAUUUUUGCAUGUUUUGUUGUUUUUCAUGUAUUUAUAUUUGGUCAUGUUGUACUUUGAAGAUACAAUUAAUGCUUAAUUAUCUUCGUCUGUCGGAGGAAUCCGAGACCUUGAUGGCAAUGUUUUGAUACCUAAGUAUGCCAAUAAAAACAAAUUGCACAGUUGGAGCUCUGGGUGGUGCAUCUUGCAGGUGCCCCCCCUGUCCCAGUACAAAUGUGUCUGCGUGGUGGGGGCUGGGGAGCAGCAGCAUUUCACUGUUCCCUCAGCCAGGGUGGCUGAACCCCCUGCUUGUCCUUGGAUGUGGGAGAUGAAGUGGAGGUGCUGCAAGGGUGCCUUAGGAAAGGUGCUGGGGAGUGGGAAAAGUGCUGCUGCUCCGGGACACCCCCUUUGGUCGGUCUCUGACAGUGAAGUCCCAUCAAUUACAGCAGUACUCUUCCUGUCAGACAGUUAAAGGUGUAAAGAUCCAUCUUAAAAUUAGCUCUGGGUAAAAACUCUAAAUCUGGGCUGCUGUAAACCUGACUGACUAUAAACUGGGCUGCUGCCAGAGGAGUUACCCUGUUGUCAUCCCAAAUUCUCCCAAGUUCAAUGAGCAAAGGAACAGGUCCCACUUUCCUUGGAUCAGAUCCUUUAGAUGUUCCUUACCUAUAAACAGCUCUGCUGUUCAUUUUCCUGCCCAUGACUUUAACUGGGAUUAUUUCAGCUCUCCUCUUGGAGCUUUGUUUUAGUGUUACUGCGUGGCAACUUCACUCUGACCUGAAGGCUGCAGGUACUGUGGAGUUCACAAGACCUCAGUGCUCAAGGCAGGGUCUGGGUAGCAAAGAAAUUGUCAUUGCAGCUUUGUUGUUAAAUUUGUAGUGACUUGAACCUGCAACACACGAGGGAUUUUUCUCACUGCUAUAGAUGAAGACCAGUUCAGAAAUUAAGAAGCUUUAAAAAUAAAUUACGAGACAAGAAGAAGAAACAAAAUACAGCAACCUUUCCUUUUAAAUAAGUGUUUAAUUCAGCGUUCACAGCGCAUUUCUGUAUCACGUCUUCAGAUGCCUGAGUGCAGUGAAGCUUGAGGUUGAACAUGUCAGUGUGCACUAGAUCCCCCCAGUGAGUGCCCAGGGGAUGAAGAAUCGCUACCAUUGAGCCUUGCCUUCUCAAGCAGCAGGUAUGAACAUGUGACUUAUCCCACUGGGUAUGGCUUAAAACCUGGAUCUGGCUGGAGAGGCAAUAACCUGAUGGUCAUCCAUCCAGCCCCCCCCAGAUCUGCACUAGUAGCAAAAUACACUUGAAUUUCAUUCCUGUAACUUCCUUUGUAUUUCGUAUCUGUAUAAAACCUGAGUUUAAAAUAGGAAUUUUCUUCCUACUAGUUUCUCCUUCUAGAAGUCUUUAUGCUGCCAUGGAUACCUAGGAAAUACAGAAUUAUUUUACUAAUCAGAUAUCUGCUGUUUAGCUGUAUUUUACACCUCAAUCACAGUGUUUCACUUCUCAGCAGUGCUUGUUUGUCCAUGUCAGGCACAGCAUUGUCCUGUCAGUGUGUGUGACCGUGUGCCUUCAUCCAUCCAUGUGGUUCGUGUGUCCUGCCCUGAAUCCCAGACGGGCUCAUUGUGUGCAGGGGAAGCAGAGGCUUUGCCAUAAACCCCACUCCAAGCAUUUCCAUUGGCCCAGCUCUGUAGGUGAUGUAUUUUGGCUUUUACCACACCAGUGCAUUCAGUAGAUUUGCACAGAAGCAGCACAGUUGUGUACUUGAAGAAUAAUUUGCACUCAUUAUGUGUUUCUUUAAAACCUUCCAUCUCCUCUCCUCUCCUCCCUUUCCCCCUACUUUCCCUUUUCCCAGUGUUUGUAAGGUUACCGAAGAAACUUGCAUUUAAACAAUUCAGGAAGGACUUAAGAAUCCAUCCCUCGGCCAAGGUAUACUUUUCUAUUUGCAGUAAAUCUAAGUCAGUAAUGUCUCAUUGAGUAAGAGCAUAAACCAUGGUUUGAGUAAGGGCAGAUUUUUUGGUGUGACAAAUACUUUGUGUGGAAGUCACUGGGGUUUUGUGUUGACGGCACAAAUCUUUUAAAAAUGCUCUUAUUCAAGGAAGAAGGACUUUGUGUAUUUCUUUGGUAGCUGUAGGAACCAGUUCAUUGUGCCCUGGGCAUGGUGCAGAGUCCUUCACGAGGAAAAGUGAAACCAGCUAAUUCAGUGUAAUGCUGGCAUUCACCUCCCAGUGACAGUGUGAAGGGAUGGAGGAGGCUUUGCCAUGAGGAGGAAGUGUUUUAUUAUUUACCAUUUAGCCUUGAAAUGCAUAAAAGCCUGUAGUAGAUGUUUGUAGUUCAAAGCAAGAGUGGUGUACACUCACUUUACUGUGCAGUGUCCCUAAGGAAGCACCUUCUCCACAGCCGCUCCCGAAUGGGAUCGUGUUCCCUGCAGGUCAGUUCUGCUUCUGGGAAAAACUGGGCUUGGUUCUGUUACUUAGGAAAACAGUUUCAGUUGCCAAACUCAUGCUUUCAUGAGGAUGCAGUGGAAAACAACUAAGCGAGAAGAUGUUCUGAAUUGUUUCAAUAACUAAAAUGUAAAUAUUCCGCUUAAAAAUAUUCUAUGUAUUUUUUAAGAUUACAGCAGGGGAGGGGGAACAAAAGCUUCAAAGGAAGGAAUGCUGAAAACUUCAGCUUUUCAUUUUCAGAAUUAUUUGAGAAAAGCUUGUGCAACUUAGAAUGCAUAUUAAGCACCUAUAAUUUCUUAUUGAAAAUCUUUAGUAAUACUUUCAAAUGUGUAUUUUUAUGAACGUGUAACUUCUAUAUUGGAAUAUAAUACCAUUUUCUAGUGCUAAAGUGUCUUAAAGCUGCAGCCUAAAUUAUUUUUCAUAGUUUCAUCUGCUACUUCUGUACUUCUGAAUAUUUGUCAUUUUGGUGAAAGUCAGUGUUUUAAAGUGCUCAAGCAAAACGUGCUUUUGAACCAUUUAGUUCGAGGUUUUCAAUUUUUUUUGUGUAGAAUCCCUAAUAAACUCACCAUUGUCAUUGCCCUCACCACUGCCCUGUUACACAGAUGUCACUGCUUAAAGGAGCAUUCCUAGAACUGGGCAAACCCUUCACCAGGGACUCAUUUUAGCCUUUAUCCUGCUCCUAAAUUAUUUCCCAGCCAGACUCUCUCGUUUGCAGCUCUAGGGUGGGGGAUUUUUUCUGCAAAUGUUUUUAUUGUUGGUUGUUUCGUACGUUCCUUGCUUCUAUUGUUUGUUUCCAGUGGCACGGUUUGGUUUCUGCUCUGGGAAUGACUCGGUCGUGUAAAAGGAGGGCCGGGAUGCUGGGGAUGCUCGUGGCUCUGCCAGCUCUUGUGGCUCCUUAGCAGCGCGAUUUGCCAGGCUUCUGCUUUCUAUAGAUUUCUUUCUAUAGAUUUCUUUCUCCCUUCAGCUCAGUGCUGCUCCAAAGGCAUCAGGACUCGCUCAGAGCCGUGUGUGCUGCCCCGGCUGCCUGGUGCUCCUUAGGGGAUGUUGUUGUUGUCACCGCCCGGCUCCGACUCUGCCCGCUCCGGUGUCCCCCAGCCCGUCCCAGCCCAGAGAGGCGCUGCUGCUGCUGCUGCUGCUGCUGCUGCUGCUGCUGCUGCUCCCGCUGCCGCCCGUGUCACCGCACAGCGCAGGGAGGGCCGAGGAGCUCUGCGGGACACGGGGAAACAAACGCGCUGCUCUGGGAGCCGCAGAGCGUGGCUUGGCUGAAAGAGACCCUGGCGGGCACCUCCGCGGCCUGGGGGUGUAUUCAUCUCUCCUCAGCAGUUUUCAAGGAUAUUACUUAAAACAGCAGCAGGUUCUCACCCUUUUUACAUUUUGACAACAGGAUAAAAGAUGAUCUGUGGAGCAUGCAGUUGAAAAUGGUUAAAAAUGAGGUGCACCUUGCUGCAGGAGGCUCUUAUUUGUAUCUCAAAGAAUAUAUUUUUACAAGUCCUAGUUGCAGUCCCAUGACAGAUUUCAGAUUUAAUGCAUACAAAAAUAACAAAUCAUCAUCUAGACUCAUGUUUUUAAUGAAGUGUGAUUGAGUUUGCUGAUUUGAAGAAAAAAACUGGAAUGGUCAUCUCUGCAAGAAGUACCUUUUAAAAGAUGUUGACCCUAACUUUAGGCAGACUAGGGGCAUUGCCCAUGGGAAAUGAGCAAUAAGUUAAUGCAAAGAAUUUUGGACCUCUGACACUGUGGCUGCCUCAUGUUAUUUUUGCUCCUCUGCCAGCGAGGCCAUGUGCUUGCUCCUUGUACAGCUUGGUCAGUUGUUGUUUUGAAAAUGGUUUAUGAAAAUUAUAUUUAUUAAAUAAAACUUUCACUUCUA
This is a messenger RNA of Corvus hawaiiensis (hawaiian crow), 8759 nucleotides long. RefSeq names its product ATPase phospholipid transporting 11B (putative) (gene ATP11B). Bases 185 to 3655 code for a protein of 1156 amino acids. Gene Ontology annotation, cellular component: trans-Golgi network; recycling endosome; endoplasmic reticulum. Gene Ontology annotation, biological process: phospholipid translocation. The record is from RefSeq and is a predicted model, not a curated record. Gene Ontology annotation, molecular function: ATP binding; ATPase-coupled intramembrane lipid carrier activity; ATP hydrolysis activity. Lineage: Eukaryota; Metazoa; Chordata; Aves; Passeriformes; Corvidae. The transcript is spliced from 31 exons.